Molecule: messenger RNA, 4176 nt
Organism: Calliphora vicina (urban bluebottle blowfly)
Lineage: Eukaryota; Metazoa; Arthropoda; Insecta; Diptera; Calliphoridae
Gene: dysc
Product: dyschronic
Exons: 17
Coding region: 162-3464 (1100 amino acids)
Biological process (GO): rhabdomere development
Cellular component (GO): cilium; stereocilia ankle link complex; stereocilium tip
Molecular function (GO): protein binding
Source: RefSeq, a predicted model, not a curated record
CUUAACAGUUUUAAUGUACAUAAUUUAAUUGUUUUUAAGUUUUAUUUAAACAAACAAAUUUAAACCAAUAUCAGCAUAAAUAUUUUAAUCAGCUUGAAAGCAGCUAAAACAACAAAAAACAUUUUAAUGUAUCCUUAAUAUUUAAAACAGCCUGACUUGUAAUGCGCCUUGGGGGUGGUGUACCAUACGACGGCGACCCCCCGACAAUGAGCGCUACUGGCAACGACUAUGCCGAAUUAUGCGAUCUUGGACCUACGCGAUGGAGUUCGCGUGGCUACUAUCAUGUACCACCACCCGCUGCGCACAGUUCAUCCUUGCAUCCUAGCAUACUGCAAACAUCCACCCAAUCGUCAUCCAGUGUACCAACGGGUGGCUCAGCUGGCCUCACAGCCCAUCAUUUACGUGCCCACCCACCACCAACCAGCAGCUACGAAGCCGAAGACAUUGGCACCUCAUACGGCAUGACGACACCACCGCCCGGUGUCAGCGGCCUGACCAACAGUUACGCCGUCAACUCACGCAUUGGCAACAGUACUAGUUCGCUACGCACCGGCUCAGCAGCAGCAGCAGCCGCCGCCGCAGCAGCUGGUGUGGGCGUGUCUAGUUCCGCCGGUAUGGGCGGUCGUCCUGGUCUAUAUUAUUCACCACCAGGCACUUCGUACACGAUCAUCGAACGGCCCCAUUCACCCCACUACUAUUACAAUUCGGCGGGCGUGGCAACGAAGGGUGGUUCGCUGCCGGGUCGUGGCUCGGCUUAUCUAUCGGCGUCUCCCUCGAACUUUAUGAACAGUAUGAGCGGAACGCUGCCUACUUCGACGGCGGCCAGGCAUGCACUGGCGGCUGGAUCAGCUGCAGCGAGUGCCAACAAGAAACGGCCCAUUUCACCGGAGCAGGUGUUGCGCAUGUUUGGCGCUACGCAAUCAUCUUCAGUUCCUACUAGCAGUUAUCAUUAUAGUAAUGGUCACAGAGAUCGCACUGGUCGUCGUAGUCCAGCCAGUAGUCCGCCAUCAACAACGCAUCAGAUCUACCGUGAAAGAGAACGAGAUCGUGGUAUACCCAGCAUGCAUGAUUUAACCACAAGAACUGUUAAUAUGUCUCGUGAUCAGCAGAUAGAUCAUGGUUUUGGUAUAUGUGUUAAAGGAGGUAAAGACUCAGGCCUUGGUGUUUAUAUUUCACGCAUCGAGGAAAAUUCUGUAGCUGAACGUGCUGGUUUGCGUCCCGGUGAUACUAUCCUAGAGGUGAAUGGCACCCCAUUCACUUCAAUUAAUCACGAGGAAGCAUUAAAAAGAUGUGUGCAGAUAUUGAAAUCAUCACGUCAAAUCAGUAUGACGGUACGUUCGCCACCCACGCUUAAUUCAACGGCACCGCUGCAUGGUUUUGGGCCUCCCUCGCGUGAUCCCAUGUACGCAUCGAUGGCCCCCCUGCUGCCACAACAUUCUGCACUGCCACCGGGUGCCAGCAUAGGAACAUCACCAAACGUAGGUGGGCCAUUGCCAUAUAGACAGACGUGUUCCUGGAUGGAUCGACAUGGUAGACCCGCCUCACCGCCCAUGGAAUAUGGAGGACGGAGAAGUGAACGAAGAGAUCGAAUACGCCGUGUCGAGUUAUUAAUAGAACCGGGUCAAUCGCUGGGUCUUAUGAUACGCGGCGGUGUCGAGUAUGGUCUGGGCAUAUUUGUGACCGGUGUGGAUAAGGAGAGUGUGGCCGACAGGGCCGGUUUAAUGGUGGGCGAUGAAAUCUUAGAGGUGAAUGGUCAGUCAUUUCAAGAUGUCACACACGACGAGGCUGUUAGUCAGUUAAAAUACCACAAACGUAUGUCACUGGUGAUACGUGAUGUGGGUAAAGUGCCACAUUCCUGUACCUCCAUUGAAAUGGAGCCAUAUGAUGCUUAUAGUCCCACGGGGACAAGAGCACGUCGAAAAGGUCAAAUCACCGCCAUGGUAGAGGAGAAGGCUCGCUCUCUUUUGCCCCGCCACCAUUUUGCAAGUCUUUCGUAUUAUAUAGCUGAAUAUUGUGCGAAAGCAAUGACCAUAGAUGCCUUUGUAGCCGUCUUAUUAGAAAUGUUAGAUACAUAUGAAAAGCAUACACUAGUGACGGAAAUCCGUGAACUUAUAUUUCCUGAGGAUCGUUCCCGCUAUGAUGAGUUAGUUUAUCGUAGAGAACGUGAUCCUUAUAGUGGCGAAAGAUUAAGGCGUAAAGGAGAAAGUGCGCGUGAUUUGCCGGUAACCGAUGUGGAUAUGGAAGUAAGUGCGGCUACUGGCAGAAGUCCUUCAUCGGACUCAGGGCUGGGCAUGACAAUGACGGAUUUAAAAAAUCGACCUUUACAACGUUUACCCUAUCGACCCAUGUCGGCCGAACCCAUCUUACAUCGUUCACAUAUUCAUCCCACACCCCAAAAACAAACAUCAUCAUCAUCUACUUCAUCAUCCCAAAAUCCACCACCACCACCACAACAGCAACAAAAACAACAGCAACCGCCACUGCCACCAAACUCAUCAAACUCCUCAUCUAAUUCAGCGAAUUAUUUGCAACCCCCCCAUUCGCAUGUCUCGCAGUAUCGCAACAACAGUCAUCAUGCCUCAUUGCGUCAUCUUGGUGGCUCUGGUUAUGGUUAUGGUUUUGGUUCACGUCUGGCCGGUAGCUCAUCAUCGACAUCGAAACUAAUGGGACCAACUUAUCACAGCAGUACCACCCAUAAUACACCUCAAAAGCAGUUUAUGUACAAAAAUCCCACUGACAGCAGUUGCAUGGGCCUCAUCAAUCAAACGCAUUAUGACAAUCAACAUCAGGAAUACGGCUGUGAUGACCAUAGGUCCCGAAGAAUGAGUGAAACCCAUGUACUGCCCCACGCGGACUAUGAACAAGAUGUGGGAGGCUACCUAGAUGGACUACGUUCACAUUUGGGUGGUUUAACACAACGUGUCAAAUCAUGGUAUUGGGGACGACCUCUUGAGUUGGCUACAAAACUCUCAAGAAGUUUCGAUAUGAAGGAGGAUGGUGGAGCAUUACUGGGCGAUAAAGAUGUGCGUAGACAUCAGUCUAUGCAAAGAUUAUCGGCUGAACAGCAACAACCAAAUGGUUCAAUGGCUGAACAACAAACUCAUGAACACAAUCCAAACGUCGUACCUGAUCAUAGAGGCAACUUACAUGUAACUGUUAAGAAAACUAAACCAAUAUUAGGUAUUGCUAUCGAAGGUGGUGCUAAUACAAAACAUCCGCUUCCUAGAAUAAUAAAUAUACAUGAAAAUGGUGCAGCAUAUGAAUCGGGAGGCUUGGAGGUGGGUCAACUGAUACUAGAAGUAGACGGCACUAAAGUUGAGGGUCUACAUCAUCAGGAGGUUGCCCGUCUUAUAGCUGAAUGUUAUGCAAAUCGAGAAAAGCCUGAAAUAGUAUUUUUAGUUGUCGAAGCGAAAAAAUCGAAUUUGGAACCUAAACCAACUGCUUUAAUAUUCUUAGAAGCCUAACAUUUGCUUGCCCUGCCGGCUACAGAUGACCCAUUGGAGCAACAGAAACUGGAGUUCCUUUACGAAUGGGGUAUCGAUUUAACGACAACGCCAAAACCAAUGCCAACACCAAUACCACUAACAAAAGCUAAAAAUCCACCGCCACUGCCAACACUAACACAACAACAACACCAACUACAUACACACACAUUACACCAACAACAACCACAACAGCAACACCAUCAAUACCACAGCCAUCAAAACAACAUUAACUACAGCAAUAGCAAUAGCAACAACAAUAAUGCAAAAACAAAUACUACAACAAUUACCAACAACACAACACAAACUACGAACACGACAUCAACAAAUACGAAUACGAAUACCAACAAACAAACAACAACAAAAUCCUCAGGUAUAUUUACACCAGCGAACACUCAACAACAACUACAACACCACCAACAACAACUACAACAAAACUCCACACAUCAUCACCAACAUCAACAACAACAACCACAACACCAUUCACAGCAUCACCAACACCAGGAAUCAACUCUUGAAACUUUAACUUCACCUCUCUCAUCCAGCGAACACAACACUCCCACACAUCAUCUCUACACCAACAAAAAGAAUUAUGAUUCCGUUUACCAAUAAUUGAAAACCAACAACAACAACAACAAAAGAAAUUUGUAAAUUGAACAACAUCAACAACAGCAAUAAAAUUGUAUGUUUUGUA